This is a messenger RNA of Boleophthalmus pectinirostris (great blue-spotted mudskipper), 2677 nucleotides long. Its product is annotated as mitochondrial import inner membrane translocase subunit TIM16-like. The record is from RefSeq and is a predicted model, not a curated record. Gene Ontology annotation, molecular function: protein binding. Lineage: Eukaryota; Metazoa; Chordata; Actinopteri; Gobiiformes; Gobiidae. Gene Ontology annotation, biological process: protein import into mitochondrial matrix. Bases 129 to 2597 code for a protein of 822 amino acids. Gene Ontology annotation, cellular component: TIM23 mitochondrial import inner membrane translocase complex. The transcript is spliced from 25 exons.
GAAUCCUGAGAGUAUUUGACCCCAGAGCCCAGCUGACUGCGGUUCAGAGUACUAAGGGACUUCAGAACAACAAAGACUCUCGGAUUCUGUGGACCAAAGAAGAUCUUCUGCUGACCACUGGUUUUGAUAUGAUGCGCAACCGUGAAGUGAGACUCUGGGACAACCGGAAAUUGACCUCCUCCAUCAGCUCUUUGUCGCUUGGGACAUCCAAUGGAACUUUGAUACCGCUGUUUGAUGACGACACUGGACUUCUCAUUCUGGCUGGCAUGGGAGACACUGUGAUCGACUGCUUUGAAGUUUCUACCUCUGAGCCUGUGCUUACUCAAGUGAGCCACUGCCUCACCGAUUCAUCUACUCGAGGCGUUUGCACGGUGCCCAAACUUGAACUGGAUGUCAUGUCGUGUGAAGUUAUGCGUGUUCUUCAGCUUACAGAUAAUAACAUAGUGCCAAUCAGCUAUCAAGUCCCUCGUAAGAAUUCAGGCACCGAGUUCCAUUCAGAUCUAUACCCAGAUACAGUUGGUACAACCGCUGCCAUGUCUGCUGAUGAGUGGUGGCAAGGGGGAAACAAGCAGGUGGAAAAAGUCAGCCUUAAUCCAGACAAACGGCCUAAAACUCAGACAACCAAUCAGAUGGCAGCAAAGAAGGAAGUGGCCAGCAGUAAAAUCAAGGAUGUAAGAGACAUUCACAUUGUUGAUCCAGCGCGUGGUUGCUCCACCUCCAGUAGCCCUCUGAGCACCCCCAGUAGCAGUGCAGUUCCGUCCCGCUCACCCUCCUCCACCUCGGGCCUCUCCUCUGGCUUUGUCCCCAGUCCUAGUCCCAGCCAGAGCGCCAAGGCCAUCCAUAGCCUGCUUGGUCCCAGUACAAAGUUCCGUCACAUUCAGGGGUCUGUGAUGCACCGGGACUCUCACAUCACCAACAUCAGAGGACUCAACCUGACCACCCCUGGAGAGUGUGAUGGCUUCUGCGUCAACAACAAACUUGUGGCUGUUCCUCUGGCCACCUCUGGAGGGCAGAUUGGUGUCUUUGAGCGUUCUAAGCCUGGCAGACAACCAGACACAAAUGUGCCCACCAUCCAGAACUCUGUGAAUGUGGCAGACCUCUGCUGGGACCCCUUCAACACACAUCUCCUGGCUGUUGCUGGAGAAGACGCCAAAAUCCGUUUGUGGCAGGUACCAGAGGCGGGCCUUGUUGAGACCCUGACUGAACCUGAGCUCAUUCUUCAAGGCCACACGGAGAAGAUUUAUUCCAUCAAGUUUCACCCUCUGGCCAGUGGGCUGCUGGUGUCCUCGUCCUAUGAUCUCACGGUGAGACUGUGGAACUUGGAAAGUGGAGAUGAAGUCAAAGUCCUGUCUGGACACGAGGAUCAGGUGUUUGGCAUGGCGUGGAGUCCAGAUGGCAAGCUUCUGGCUACAGUUUGUAAAGAUGGGAAAGUUAGAAUAUACGACCCUCGCAAGUCAGCUACACCUGUGCAGGAGGGUCCUGGUCCUGAAGGGCACAGAGGGGCUCGUAUUGUGUGGGUGUGUGAGGGCAAGUAUCUGCUGGUAACUGGAUUUAACAUUCAAAGUGAGAGAGGUCUGUACUUGUACUCAGCUGAUUCUCUGUCGUCUGGAGCUGUGAGUAAAGUGUAUGUGGACGUCGCUCCCUCAACUCUCAUCCCAUUUUAUGACCCCGACACCAGCGUGGUCAUCCUCACUGGAAAAGGUGACACUCGAGUUCACAUUUAUGAGCUUGUUCCUGAAAAUCCAUAUUUCAUUGAGUGUAGCAACUUCAACACUCCUGAGCCUCACAAGGGCUUUGCGUUUUUGCCCAAGACUGCAUGCAAUGUCCAGGAGGUGGAGAUAGCAGUGGCGAUGAUGCUCACCAAGACCACCAUAGAACCUGUUGCCUUCAAAGUCCCACGGGUGAAGAAAGAAUUUUUCCAAGAUGAUGUGUACCCAGAUACUGCUAUUUGUUGGGAACCAGCUCUGACAGGGUCUGCUUGGCUCUCUGGCAUCAACAGUCAACACAAGAGGAUGAGCCUGAAGCCUAAAGACAUGACUCCAGUGAGUGAAGCUCCCAAAGAGGCACCAGUGAGGAAAUACAUGCCCUCUUCAUAUUACCUGGAGGAGAAAAGUGAUGAGCAAAAGAAAGAGGAGUUGCUCAGUGCUAUGGUGGCUAAACUCGGAAACUUGGAUGACCCUCUGCCCCAGGAAGCUUUCGAAGGAGUUGAUGAUGAUGAGUGGGCUAAAUACCUGGCACAGAUCAUUGUCAUGGGUGUGCAGGUAGUAGGACGCGCAUUUGCCCGUGCCUUACAACAAGAAUUUGCUGCCAGUCAAGCAGCAGCACGCGCCAGGAGCACGGCGGGACAGCAGUCUGCAGCAGCCUCCAGUAUCACGGGGAUGUCUCUACAAGAGGCCCAGCAAAUUCUCAACAUCAGCACAUUGACCCCUGAGGAGAUCCAGAAGAAUUAUGAGCACCUUUUUAAAGCUAAUGACAAGUCAGUUGGUGGUUCUUUUUACCUUCAGUCAAAAGUGGUUCGAGCCAAAGAGCGACUAGAUGAAGAAUUAAGGAUACAGUCCGAGCAAACACAGAAGUCACAGCAGAACACAGAAACAUGAAGUAUGAAUGAAACCCCCCAAUUGUCCUCUCCCCCUCCUCUGUAAAUUAUGUCCUAAUAAAAAGCCUACCUUUUCUUUAA